AUGAAUAAUGAUCAAGAUAAAAAAUUGUCGCAACAACAAAUACGCGGCGCAACCUACGAAAAUUCCAGACAUCAAAAUAGCGAACAGGGAAAUAAUAACAACAAUAACAACAACAGCAGCAACUAUGCCGGUGGAUACAAUCGUGGAGGAAUACCUCAACAGCAAACCUCUACACAAGCUUAUCGACCUCCACACUUACAGAAUCGAACGAGCGCGCAAAACGGGAAUUAUAACAAUAAUACUAGUAAUUAUCGAGGACCAACUAAUUCUGGUCCACCCCCUUCGCAGCAAAACUAUGGUAAUACUCUUCAUUCUCAUCCGCCAAUGCCACAGCAACAGCAACAAUAUUAUGGUCAAAUGGCAACUCAACAACAACCAAUGUAUCAUCAACCUAUGUCAAAUAACUAUCAACAAAUGGGACAAAUGGCACGUCCGAUGAAUCCACCUCAAUCGCUUGACACUCGAGGUUAUGGUCCACCUGCACAGCAGCAGCAAAUGCCUGUGCAAAAUCGAUCAUUCAAUGAUAAUUCACAAAUGCAACAAAACUUUCCUCGACAAGGCUCUGCUAGUCAACAAGGGUCUGGCAAUGGUGGUCGUUGGGAUGCGAUUAUUGCUGAACGGCAAAUGUCCUCUUACAGUACGGGUAACGGUAACAAUUAUCAACGUGGUUCUUCUGGUAACUACAAUAAUCGAAAUAUGCGUGGUGACAAUAAUCAUAACAGUGGUGGUUAUGGUGGACAACGUGAUAAUAAUUAUCAUCGACGUGAACAUGAUCCUCACAAACCUUUCCAUUCGCAUGUAGGUGAACAAUCAGGAGAUAUGACCGGUGCCGAUUGGAACACGCCAUUGCCACCAAAUGCGAAUCUUGAAAGGGAAUUGUUCGGUGUACAUCCCACUGGUAUUAAUUUUGAUCUUUACAAUGAUAUUCCUGUUGAAGCGUCUCAUAUGGACCAUCCACCAGCGGACUCAUUCGAAGAUUGCAAUUUUGGUGAAAUUAUUAAAAACAACGUUGCUCUAGCUAAUUAUGGUACACCAACACCUGUUCAACGUUAUGCUAUACCGACUAUUUUACUUCGACGUGAUUUAAUGGCUUGCGCUCAGACUGGAUCGGGCAAAACAGCCGCAUUUCUUCUUCCUAUUUUACAUAUGAUCUUCCAAGAAGGUCCCGUGCGUAAUCCUCAAACUAAUCAACGAAAUAAUCGCAAACAAUAUCCACUUUGUCUUGUCCUUGCACCAACACGUGAAUUGGCUUCACAAAUUUAUGAUGAAGCACGAAAGUUUUCUUAUCGAUCAAUGGUUCGUUCAUGUGUUGUUUAUGGUGGAGCUGAUAUUGGUUUUCAAACACGUGACUUAGAAAAAGGUGCACAUGUUUUAGUGGCGACACCAGGUCGUCUGAAUGAUUUAAUCCAACGUGGUCGUGUUGGAUUAGCGAAUAUUCGGUAUUUGGUCCUCGAUGAGGCUGAUCGCAUGCUGGACAUGGGUUUUGAACCUCAAAUCCGCGAGAUUGUCGAACGGUCAGAUAUGCCACCUACAGGUCAGCGUUUAACGCUGAUGUUUUCAGCUACAUUUCCAAAGCAGAUUCAGGAACUAGCUCGUGAUUUUCUUCAUGAUUAUGUGUUUCUGGCGAUCGGUCGAGUUGGUUCGACAUCACAAAAUAUCACGCAAAAGAUUGUAUGGGUUGAAGAAGCUGAAAAACGUUCAUUUCUACUGGAUUUACUUAAUAUCCAAGCUGGUACAUUAACAUUGGUAUUCGUCGAGACGAAACGUGGAGCUGAUAUGCUGGAAGAUUUUCUCGGCAAUCAUCAAUAUGCUGUCAACAGCAUUCAUGGUGAUCGAUCUCAAGCUCAACGCGAAGAAGCAUUGAAAUCAUUCAAAAGUGGUCGUACACCGAUUCUUGUUGCCACGAGUGUCGCUGCUCGAGGUCUCGACAUUCCGAAUGUGAAACAUGUGAUCAAUUUUGAUCUCCCAACAGAUAUUGAUGAGUAUGUACAUCGAAUCGGUCGAACAGGUCGUGCUGGCAUGGCAGGUCAAGCAACAUCAUUUUUUAAUGAGAAGAACCGUAAUGUUGCUGUUGACCUACUUGACAUUCUUAGCGAAUCACAUCAAGAGGUACCUGAAUGGCUCGAAGGUUUAGCAAGAGAAACGAAACGAGAUAAUCAAUCGCGACGCAAUUACGGUGCUAAUCGAAGACCGGGCGGCUUCGGUGCACGUGAUUAUCGUAAUCCAGCUCAAUUACGUAACAGUCGAGGUGGUGGUGGUGGUGGUAAUAAUAGUGGUAAUCGAGGUGGUCAUAACGCCAAUGUAUAUAUGAACCAUCAACAACAAUGGGAUGGGUCUAAUAACGGUGGUGGUGGUAACAUGUGGUCUGGUGACCAUCAAGGUGGUGGUGGUUAUGAGCGUUAUCAACAACAAUCUGGUGGUGGAAACAGUAACCGUCAACAGGAUCAUAGUUGGUGGGAUAAUACAGCAUAA
Molecule: messenger RNA, 2472 nt
Organism: Adineta ricciae
Lineage: Eukaryota; Metazoa; Rotifera; Eurotatoria; Adinetida; Adinetidae
Source: the annotation of a GenBank genome assembly